CAUACAAUUUUGGUGCAAAAGAAACAACAAAAGACUGGAAAGGCGAAGGUGUCGGUGGUGCCAUCAGCGGCUGCGUUGGUGAUCAAGGCGUUGAAGGAGCCGGAACGGGCCCGGAAGAAGGUGAAGAACAUUAAGCAUAGUGGGAACAUAUCGCUUGAUGAUGUUAUUGAGACAGCGAAGAUUAUGCGAGCGAGGUCUAUGGCUAAGGAGUUGCAGGGGACUGUGAAGGAGAUAUUGGGUACUUGUGUUUCCGUUGGGUGUACGGUUGAUGGGAAAGACCUAAAGGAUUUGCAGCAGGAGAUUGCGGAUGGUGAUGUUGAGAUUCCUCAAGAUUAGAUUUAUUCAUGAUCAUCAAGGUGUUUUGGUAGGAGGGUUAUGGUUUCAGUUGUUUGUUAUUUGUUUUGUUUUGUGACUCUUGCUUUAGUUAUCUGGUUUUGUUAUAUCAUCAACAGGAUUUUAUAUGUUUGGUGUUCUAGUAGUUUUGAACUUUAA
This is a messenger RNA of Helianthus annuus (common sunflower), 492 nucleotides long. Its product is annotated as 60S ribosomal protein L12. The transcript has a single exon. The record is from RefSeq and is a predicted model, not a curated record. The annotation marks the transcript as partial. Gene Ontology annotation, biological process: translation. Gene Ontology annotation, molecular function: large ribosomal subunit rRNA binding; structural constituent of ribosome. Gene Ontology annotation, cellular component: cytosolic large ribosomal subunit; ribosome. NCBI's taxonomy places the organism in Eukaryota, Viridiplantae, Streptophyta, Magnoliopsida, Asterales, Asteraceae.